GCUGGCGACGGCACGACAGGUGGAGCGUCCGCACCCGGGGCCCGGCAGCGUUCGUGGGCUGGUCAGGUGUUCGCAGUAGGAGUCAAGUUUUGGAAGAAGCAGUUCUAUACACCGGCCACUGUUAGACUGACAACAUGCGGCUGCUUGUGCUCCUUACAAUCUGCGCUUACGUCAAAACCCAGGAUUAUAACGACCUGGUCACCUUGGCUCUGGGGGGCACCGGUGAUAGGUGCGGCAAGCGCUGCGACGUCGGGUACUCAUGCGAAGUGCAGCAGUGCCGCUGCGAAGUCUGCAUCAAAGACAAACCCACGUGCAAAACUCUCAAUUGUGCAAAGAAUGAGAAGUGUGUGGAUACGCCUGCGGGCCCCGUCUGCAAGCCGCUGACCUGUAACGACAUUUACUGCGCCGCUGGCGAGCUGUGCAACGAACUGCCGGAUGGUCCCGACUGCGUCCCAGACGUGCCGUCGUGCGAGGGCUUCUACUGCCGCCGUGGCACCAACUGCUACGUACGCGGCGGCUCGCCCAUCUGCCUGCCGAACACGUGUAUGGUGCGCGUGUGCGAACCCGGCCUGACCUGCAUUGACACCGUCGACGGCGCCCUCUGCCGACGCGGCACCAAGACGGGCGGUUGCGAGGGCCGCUACUGCCCCACCAACAGCAAAUGCGUGGACGAGCCGCCACUUGGGCCACACUGCGCCCUUAUCUGAAGCCGUGGCGAGCGCGCGCCGACCGCGGCCAGGCGCGCGUGCCCGGGCACCGGCCCCGACCGGGCCGUCCAACCCGAGGCCCUGUGAUAUUGUCAUUACGCGGAGCCUUGUAUGCGAGGGCGAGGUUGGGUGGUUAGUCGCCAUAAACGGGACAUGGAACGUG
Messenger RNA from Pollicipes pollicipes, 870 nucleotides. Its product is annotated as spore coat protein SP60. NCBI's taxonomy places the organism in Eukaryota, Metazoa, Arthropoda, Thecostraca, Pollicipedomorpha, Pollicipedidae. The record is from RefSeq and is a predicted model, not a curated record. The coding region runs from base 135 to 707 and encodes 190 amino acids. The transcript has 7 exons.